AAAAAAAAAACAACAUUGGUAACAAGUCGUAUUUAUGCCUUUUCUCAUAUUAUUCCCUUUCUCAGUGAUGAUCGUUUGUCGCUUGCAGAAUUCACGCUGAUAUGUCGUGCUCUGUUCCGCAACAACAAAGGCCAUAUUUAUUUAAUACCACCAAGCAAUUUGGAAGAAAUUUUCGCCGUAUUCGAUAAGAAUCAAGAUGGCUACAUUGAUCGAGAUGAAUUCACUUUCUGUUGGAACUCGUGGAUAAAAACGAUUGUUCGUCCUAUGAAUGCCUUCCUGGUUGUUGAUGUUCAGAACGACUUUAUAAGUGGAUCGUUGAAUAUCAGUAACUGCGCUGCACAACAAAAUGGAAUUGAGGUUAUUGAUCCAAUUAACAAACUAAUCGACACGGUGGAAUUCGAUGCGGUUUUCUAUUCACUCGACUGGCACCCAGCGGAUCACGUUAGCUUUAUCGAUAACAUCAAACAGCGACCAAUUCAUCCAACCAGUCCUUUAAAUGCUGACAAUGCUGCGGUUUAUGACACAGUUAUCUUUGCUGGUCCGCCUCCGAUGAAACAGCGGUUAUGGCCCAGGCACUGUGUGCAAGACACGUGGGGAAGUGAGUUGCACAAGGAUUUGAAGAUUAUUGAUAAUUCUGUUAAAGUUUACAAAGGGACGAACCCUGAAGUUGAUUCAUAUUCGGUAUUCUGGGAUAAUAAAAAACUCUCCGACACAUCGUUGUUCUCGCAGCUUAAGCAGAAAGGCAUAACGGAUGUAUAUGUUUGUGGUUUGGCGUAUGACGUUUGUGUUGGUGCUACCGUUUUAGAUUCACUUUCAGCUGGAUAUCGAACAAUUUUGAUUGACGAUUGUUGUCGUGGUGUUGACAUUCAAGAUAUUGAAUCGACCAAAGAAGGAAUCCUUUCAAAUCACGGUGUAAUUGUUCAAUCAAAUGAGGUGAAGGCAAUGGUGGAAGGACGUGACAGACGACCGGAAUUGGGUUUCAAGCUGGCAAUGGAGCUGAAAAAUGCUGAGAAUGAAAGCAAACGUGGUCGUCGCAUAGUUUGAAGAUAUCCUGAAUGUGAUGUGAAUGGACAUAAAAAAGUUUUUUGAAACACCAUGACUCUAUUUUCCUAUCUAUCUUCAUUCACAUCCACCCUCGUCUAAAUAUUUGUUUUAUCCUCGUCGCUAAUGGCGAAAUUUUCGGCCUUCUUUCUUUUUUUUCGUCAGUUUUAUUUUUUCAUUUGUUUUUCCAUCGCUUCUUAGUGCUACAUAUUUAUGAACAUUUUAGAUUUGUAAUCUUUCUAGUGGAAAUUUUGAAAUAUCAUGAAAUUAUUCAUUCCCAGAGUGUUUCGGUGGUGAGAUAUCUACAGUCUACAAAUCCAUGGCGAGCAAUAAACUUUAUGCAAAUUUAAUAUUACGAUGGGAUGAAAAAGUUUCCGGGUUUCUUUUUUCUCUUUUCCUUUUUUUUUCUUUUGCUUACUUAUUGUCUGUCUUAUUGUGUUAAAGAUUUCUUUCAAGGAUAGUAAUGUAGAACAAAAACAUAAUUGUCUAUUUUCCUAAGUUUUCAUUUCUAUAAAGUUUUAAAAGCACAUAAAAAGAAAGAAGAGAAGUUUUGAGUCAAUUGCAGUUGCUAAUGAUUAAAAAAUUAUUUGAAUGCCAUCAGAAUAUUUGUUUUGAUUAAUUAAAUAUAAAUGGAUACAUAAAUGUUAAGUAUGCAUGUUGUUUGAUGUACAAUGAGAACAAAGUCAUGUCCUCGCUAUCUCUAUUGCUUAUUCCUAUAAUGUUACUUAAAUAUAUUUAGAUAUGUAAAAAUUGUAUAUUCUAUAUACAUACAUUUAUUUAUGUACAAUUACACCACAUCAUGGUAAAUAUGUAGAAUUUAUGUAGAUGUAAGACAGAAUGUUCAUAACUUCAUAUAAAACAACUUGAAGGAGCUUUAAUAAAAUCUUCAUUAAAUGUUUAAAUUUAAGUAAAUUUAGCGAAAA
This is a messenger RNA of Clunio marinus, 1964 nucleotides long. NCBI's taxonomy places the organism in Eukaryota, Metazoa, Arthropoda, Insecta, Diptera, Chironomidae. The record is from the annotation of a GenBank genome assembly.